This is a messenger RNA of Halichondria panicea, 1402 nucleotides long. Its product is annotated as putative ZDHHC-type palmitoyltransferase 4. Bases 358 to 1308 code for a protein of 316 amino acids. The transcript has a single exon. Lineage: Eukaryota; Metazoa; Porifera; Demospongiae; Suberitida; Halichondriidae. The record is from RefSeq and is a predicted model, not a curated record. Gene Ontology annotation, molecular function: palmitoyltransferase activity.
CCUUUAUCAGGUAAUAAAUUAAAUUCCCUGAUCUACCACUGAGUAUUAAUACCUGUUGAACAUUACGCAUUAAUUUUGUUUCUGCUCUAUAUAUCAGGUUACAUUAACAGUCAUCCCAAUAAUAGUAGGUAUAGGUCCACAAGGUAUCAGUUAGCUAUACAAACAUGCAAGUACUGUAAUUAACACUGAAAGCUAUACGUAAAUUUUAAUUAAGCUGCAAAAAUUUUAGACAGCUUCAUUUUGUAUAAUUAUAGCAAAUUACGCUUCACAGGCUUCCCCACCCACUCAGGCAUGAUCUGAUGUACACACAUUUAAUAGCUAGAUCUACAUGUGGUACAGUACCUGGAAUUAAACACCAUGCUGUCAUGGCUGGUGUACAUCCUUGCUUUCCUGAUUGGCCUUGUUCAGACCCCCCUCAUUGUGGACCUCCUGCGUCUGCUCCUACCACGAUGGAACAUCAAGAGGCUUACCAACCAAACUGCAAGCACUCUCCUAAUCGUGCUCAUGGCCAUUUUUGCAAUCACUGGUUUGGGGUUCCAAGUUGUCUAUUUUAUACCUCUCUUUCCUAACGUCCCCUUUCGAAACUUUAAGAUUGUCUGUCACAGUGGGUUUGCCUACUGGGUAUGGGGAAAUAUGGUCGUUAACUAUUGUAUGGCAGUGUUCGCACAUGCAGGCAGUGUAGUAAUCUCUGAAACCAAAAGUGAAAAUAACGAUGUGUCACCGAAGAAAGGCCAAGGCAAUAAGAAUGAUCCUGAUCGCCCAACAGACUGUGUGGAUACACAAGACCAAAUUGGGACUAAAAAACAUCGCUAUUGUAAGAAGUGUCAGGCUGUAACUUCGUACAUGGAUCAUCACUGUCCCUUUACCGGAAAUUGCGUUGGCCUCAAUACAUACGCACACUUUUUCUUGACUCUGUGCUAUGGGUCAAUUGGGCUCGGAUAUUCUCUGACCAUGAGUUGCUUCUAUUUUGGGGACUGUCUCUUCCCGAAUGUUUGGUCGAGGUUGCAACUGGACCCUUUAGAUACAGAUUCACUGGAAAUGCUCGGACCUUUGGUCGAACUUUUCAUGCCUACUGUUGGUGGUUUCAUUGUGCUCAAUACGAUAAUUGGAUUUCAUGUCUUUCUACUGCUAUCGGAUAUGACUACAUUUGAUGUAUUAAAUAACUUUUGGAAAGCACCUGUGUUUAAGAUCGGCUACCAGAGAUUUUUGGAUAAGAAAUAUGUUAAAAAAGAAAGUCGAUUGAAUGUACUUUUGCUCUCAAAGCGAAGAAGUCCCAUUUGGUUUUUGAUACCUGUCAGAAACAUAUGACACGUACUGUACGUAUAGUUAAAUUGUAAAUCAUAAAUUAUUAAUCAUUGCAAUUAAUUUUUGUAUGUUCAGUUGAAUCAUAAUUCUCAAUAUA